AGGGUUUGUUUGUCCAACUUUUCGACUUUGACGAAAGGAGCUGUACGGUAUUCAAGAUGACGCCUAUACAAUCCAUAUUCAUUCUGGCGAGCCUUUGCGUUCUUGCAACGGCAUAUGAGAAGCCAUGCACAUACAAAGGAAAAACGUACAAGGACGGUCAGACAUUCAAGGAUGACUGCAACGACUGCAAAUGUGACGAUGGAAAUGCAGUAUGCACGAGGAAAGGAUGUCCAAAGGACCCAUGCACAUACAAAGGAAAAAUCUACAAUCACGGUCAAAAGUACAAAGACGAUUGUAACGACUGCGAAUGUGACGAUGGAAAAGUCGAGUGUUCUAAACGCGAAUGUCCAAAGGACCCAUGCAUCUACGAAGGAAAACCCUACAAGCACGGUCAAAAGUUCAAAGACGAUUGUAACGACUGCGAAUGUGACGAUGGAAAAGUCGAGUGUUCUAAACGCGUUUGUCCCAAACGGUGCUCCCACAAUGGUGAAUACUAUGACGAAGGCGACGAUGUAAAGAGCAAGGAGCCAUGCACGCGAUGUUUCUGUAAAAAUGGCUCGGUAUUUUGUUCCCCUGUCGUUUGUCCGCCCUGCAAAGGCUUCAAACCGCCAGGCGCUUGCUGCCCGAUCUGCGACUAACAACCGUAUAAGAAGCAGGGUCGAUCGCGCUAAAAGCA
Dreissena polymorpha is the source of this 676-nucleotide messenger RNA. Its product is annotated as kielin/chordin-like protein. The record is from RefSeq and is a predicted model, not a curated record. Bases 57 to 638 code for a protein of 193 amino acids. Lineage: Eukaryota; Metazoa; Mollusca; Bivalvia; Myida; Dreissenidae. The transcript has 7 exons. Gene Ontology annotation, molecular function: peptidase inhibitor activity; protein binding.